AGUUAAGAAUUGUGCAAGUUGUAUAAUAUUAUAUAUAAGAAAUAUAAUAUAAUAAGCCCAGGGAUUUCAUGGCAGAGUGACUUGGAUACAAGGUAUAUAUAAAGACGAGGCGACUCCAAGAGAGCGUUGACAGCUUUCAGUUUAAUGAGUAGUAGUGUGCAUCACGUCAAACUAGAACCUGAAUCAUGGUCUCCCUCACUUUCGUUUGCCUCGUGAGCUGUGUCUUCUCUGGGGCGUUCACACAGACAGCGUCAGACAUCCCGACUUUGACUAAAUCAAUUCUGAGUUUAGCUUCCAACAUAGACACCAACGGAGAUGGACAGCUUAGCAUACCGGAGAGAAUAGUGGACUUCAGAGACAACUUCGAUACAAAUAACGACGGCUGUGUUGACGAGAAAGAAUUCGUGAAAAGAUACACAGGUGGAUGUUCGUCCGCUGUGGCGGUCUGGGUCUGUCUCGGGAAUUUGCUGAAGAACGCUUCAGUUUCCUCGUCCCGUUUGUCGGAGGACCGUUCCCAAACUGUAACGGAAUACCCACCAACUCGUUCCAAAGAGACUUCCCUACCGACCCCUUCAUCAACAGCCAGAUACAAACUUUGAUCAAGACUUGUGAAGCUGACAGAAGCAG
Messenger RNA from Aplysia californica (California sea hare), 627 nucleotides. RefSeq lists its product as uncharacterized. Gene Ontology annotation, molecular function: calcium ion binding. The record is from RefSeq and is a predicted model, not a curated record. Lineage: Eukaryota; Metazoa; Mollusca; Gastropoda; Aplysiida; Aplysiidae.